Molecule: messenger RNA, 2829 nt
Organism: Onychomys torridus (southern grasshopper mouse)
Lineage: Eukaryota; Metazoa; Chordata; Mammalia; Rodentia; Cricetidae
Gene: Setd3
Product: SET domain containing 3, actin histidine methyltransferase
Exons: 13
Coding region: 213-1946 (577 amino acids)
Biological process (GO): actin modification; peptidyl-lysine dimethylation; positive regulation of transcription by RNA polymerase II
Molecular function (GO): histone H3K36 methyltransferase activity; protein-L-histidine N-tele-methyltransferase activity; protein binding
Source: RefSeq, a predicted model, not a curated record
GGCCUGUGGGCGGGGCCCAGAGGCGGGCGGAGCCGGGUAGGGCCUGGGCGGCGGGGCUGUCUCUGGCCGCCGUCCCGCCCCUCCCGUCCGGCCGCCGCCGCCGCCACCGCCGCCGCCGCCGCCGCCGCCUGGGGGUUGGUUGAGGCGGACGGUGGGGUCCCGGCCGGAGUGUGGCGCCGCCGCUGCGUGUAAGCAAAGCGGGCAGUCAGAAAAUGGGUAAGAAGAGUCGAGUGAAAACUCAGAAAUCAGGUACUGGGGCCACAGCCACCGUGUCACCAAAGGAAAUCUUGAAUCUGACAAGUGAGCUGUUGCAGAAAUGCAGCAGUCCUGCACCCGGCCCAGGAAAAGAAUGGGAAGAGUACACACAGAUCCGGUCUCUGGUUGAGAAAAUAAGAAAGAAGCAAAAAGGUCUGUCUGUUACUUUUGAUGGGAAAAGAGAAGAUUACUUCCCUGAUCUAAUGAAAUGGGCCUCUGAAAACGGGGCUUCUGUCGAGGGUUUUGAAAUGGUUAACUUCAAAGAAGAGGGCUUUGGUUUGAGAGCAACAAGAGACAUCAAGGCAGAAGAAUUGUUCUUAUGGGUUCCACGAAAGUUACUAAUGACUGUUGAAUCUGCUAAGAAUUCAGUAUUGGGGCCCCUGUAUUCUCAAGACCGAAUUCUCCAAGCCAUGGGAAACAUUGCGUUGGCCUUUCAUCUGCUGUGUGAGCGAGCCAGCCCCAACUCUUUCUGGCAGCCAUACAUUCAGACCCUCCCCAGUGAAUAUGACACCCCUCUCUACUUUGAAGAAGAGGAAGUGCGAUGUCUUCAGUCGACACAAGCCAUCCAUGAUGUCUUCAGCCAGUAUAAAAACACAGCACGCCAGUAUGCCUAUUUCUAUAAAGUCAUCCAGACCCAUCCUCAUGCCAACAAACUGCCCUUGAAGGAUUCUUUCACUUACGAGGACUACAGGUGGGCAGUCUCUUCAGUUAUGACUCGACAAAACCAAAUUCCCACAGAGGAUGGCUCCCGGGUGACCUUGGCCCUGAUUCCUUUAUGGGACAUGUGCAAUCACACCAACGGCCUGAUCACAACUGGUUAUAACCUGGAAGAUGACCGCUGUGAGUGUGUAGCCCUACAGGACUUUCAAGCUGGAGAUCAGAUUUACAUUUUUUAUGGCACUCGGUCAAAUGCAGAGUUUGUGAUCCACAGUGGUUUUUUCUUUGACAAUAAUUCACACGACAGAGUAAAAAUAAAGCUUGGAGUGAGUAAAAGUGACAGGCUCUACGCCAUGAAGGCCGAGGUCUUGGCUCGUGCCGGCAUCCCAACAUCCAGUGUUUUUGCAUUGCAUUUUACUGAGCCACCCAUCUCUGCCCAGCUUCUGGCUUUUCUCCGAGUAUUCUGCAUGACUGAAGAGGAAUUGAAAGAGCACUUGCUAGGGGACAGUGCCAUUGACAGGAUCUUCACUCUGGGGAAUUCCGAGUUUCCUGUCAGCUGGGACAAUGAGGUCAAACUUUGGACAUUUCUGGAAGAUAGAGCCUCACUUCUUUUAAAAACAUAUAAAACGACAAUUGAGGAAGAUAAGAUCGUCUUGAAAAACCCUGACCUGUCUGUCCGUGCCACAAUGGCCAUCAAAUUGCGCUUGGGUGAAAAGGAAAUUUUGGAAAAAGCUGUGAAGAGCGCAGCCAUGAACCGGGAAUACUACCGAAAACACAUGGAGGAGAGGGCUCCGCUGCCCAGAUACGAAGAGAGUGACCUGGGACUCUUAGAGGGCGGUGUGGGGGACUCUAGGCUCCCUCUGGUCCUGAGAAAGCUGGAGGAGGAGGCAGGUGUGCAGGAGUCUCUGAGCCUCACGGAGACUGUCAGCAAAGCCAAGGCUUCUGAGAACGGGCUCGUCAAUGGGGAAAACGUGAUCCCUAAUGGGACCAAAGAGUCUUCAGGCAGCAUGGGCGAAGCAAAGGAGCGGCUCUGAGAUGCACUCGUUGGGAAUCCAGUCAGCAGAAGUUGUGGACAGCCCACUACAUUGCUGUGUUCCUUGUUAACAUUUUUCUUUUCGCAGAGAGGAAAUAUGUUUUUGCUGCUUUAUAUAAAAGUGAUUUUUAAGUUAUUUUAAAGAUCUAGCUUCCCUUUUUGAUUAAGAUUGCCAUCUUGCUUCUGGGCUGAGCUAGUCAACAGUGACAGAGGGAGGAGGAGGAGGUGCCUUUGGGAGACUGUGCAGACCAGUUGUCAGUUGUAGACACUUGAGUCUCUUCCUGGGGAAGAGUUGAAGUCCUCCAUCAGCUGUGCUCUGCAGGCCUACCAUCCUUACUCCAGAAUGAAAGCUGGCUCUGCCUCCUGCUGAGGAGCCAAGGUCGGACUCUAGGUGUUCAGCAGACAGUGGGGAUGAGGCACAGUGGAAAGAGAGCCAAGUGAGGUCUGGGCAAAUCUUUUUUUUUUUUUUUCCUCCUUAAAAAUAAUAUCCCCAGUACCAAAAGACAAGGUAAGGUGGCAACCUGAUUUUUAAUGGCUUAAAAUAUUGAUGAUGAUCUUAAUUCUAUAAAUACACACAUAUAUCUAGUGAUUUCUAAGGAUUUGUUUUCUUUUUGUGUUCUGUUUUGCUGUAUUAAAAACUUGUCCUUUUCCUGAAAUCAAAGUAGGACUUGUGUCCUCUUCCUUCAUUUUAAAUGCUGACUCUGAUUUCAGAGGUGCACUGGCUUCUUCCAGUGAUGGCAGUGGACUCUCACAGACACAGCCGCCACAGCUUCAUGCAGUGGAUUCAGGAUGAGUUGGCUCCUUGGCUUUUCCAGUUUUCACAGGCUAGAGAUUUUUCAAAGCUACCCUUUUGAGUAAAACCCCUUAUUAAAAGACAAACAUGA